Selaginella moellendorffii is the source of this 1373-nucleotide messenger RNA. RefSeq lists its product as uncharacterized. The record is from RefSeq and is a predicted model, not a curated record. Bases 222 to 1322 code for a protein of 366 amino acids. The transcript is spliced from 4 exons. NCBI's taxonomy places the organism in Eukaryota, Viridiplantae, Streptophyta, Lycopodiopsida, Selaginellales, Selaginellaceae. Gene Ontology annotation, cellular component: membrane. Gene Ontology annotation, biological process: Golgi vesicle transport.
CUUUUACUUGUCGCGCUUAAAGACCACACGAGGGCGUCUUCGUCUGGCUGGUGCCUGCUCAACGCCAUGGCGGCCAUGGAUUGAUCGAAUACGCGCUGUUGCCUCCGAUCGCUAUCGAUUCUCGCCUCCCCGCCGUCGCUAUCGAUCGGUCUAAGCAAGUGCGCGGCGAGUGGAGCAGUGUGGGAACAGGGUUUAGGGCAGGGAAAUCUCGCUCUCCAGCUAUGGCGAGCAAUCUCUCCUUCUGGGAGCUAGAUCCUUUCUUUCCGGCUGCGGAGGAGGUGCAAAACUCGACCGACAGAAUGGAAUCGAUUUAUCGUGCUUGGAAAUACACCCAGGGCGUUGCGCAGGAGACUCCGGAAGAUUCUUCUAUCAUUGCGGCGGUGAAAGCGAACAAGCGCGACCUUAUCACUGCUCUCGACACGGUCAGAUGGCAAUUGGAAGAAUUCGCGAGGGCAGUGAAAGUCGCAACGAAUGCUGCCGCCGAGCGUGUCUACCUGGGCGAGGAUGCGAAAUCUCGUCACACCCAGUUCGUGAACGCGAUCCAGAGUCAGGUGUGUAAUAUGGAGAAAGAGAUUGGCGAUUGCUUAGAGAAGAAGAAGCUCAAGUACGCGAGCAUUGGUGAGGCGGACAGCAAGUGCCUCGCACUGUUCCUAUCGGGUAGUGACGACGUAGAUAGUAGCUCUCCGACCGCCAUAGCCGUCCAAGAACGCGAGGUAGAACAGGGCAACGACAACGACGUUUUGCUCGACAGCCUUCCAAGUAUUUCUAUCAGAAUCGACACUGUGGACGGUUGCAAUGGGUUUUGUCAUCACAACGAACGAAAUGGUUUUUUCUCGAGUGGCAGUAGCAGCAGCAGCAGCAGCAGCAGCAGCAGUAGCAGUGGCAGUUCUAGUAGCAGUCGGGAUGGAUUGAUAGAAUCCAAGAGUUUUUGGAACAGCGUAGCGGGGAUUCUUUUCUGGAGAGCUCGAGACCAUCAAUCGAAGAUGCAAAUGUCGGCCAGUGUGUUGAAGCGGUGGAAAGACGGCGACGCUGGCUUUCUAGAUCGCGCCGAGGAGUGCAUGUCAGCAUUGAAGAAUCGAUGCCUGGGUAGAAACAAUGGCAGGAAGCAGUCAAGCGGUUCCCCACGUUUGCUUGGUCUCCUCGGUGAUCACAGCGGAGCGGUGAUCCAGAGAAGGUUUCUGCGAGCGAGCGAGGUUGGGGACGCUGCGAAGAUCGGAUUUGGAGCGCUCGUGGUGAUUGGGCUCAUGGGUUUGUACUUUUGGUUCUUGUCGACGCUCGUGCCGCUGGAUCAUCAGCCUGUCCCCGGCAGCUUCUUGAAUUGAUUGAUCAAAACUCGAAAUGGGGUUUUAAUAAAUUUAAAAAUUAACUGUCUA